Messenger RNA from Penicillium digitatum Pd1, 783 nucleotides. RefSeq lists its product as uncharacterized. NCBI's taxonomy places the organism in Eukaryota, Fungi, Ascomycota, Eurotiomycetes, Eurotiales, Aspergillaceae. The record is from RefSeq and is a predicted model, not a curated record.
AUGUUCCUCGCCAUCCUCAAAAUUCAAGAGCUGACCGCUGACCCCGAGAAUAGUAUCACUAACUACAACCUUGUUCUUGGUGUAUUGAGCACUUUCUUCCUCAUCACAAAAAUGCCUAUCCACUGGAUGUGCCUAUUUUAUCCUCCUAUUGCGGUCGUCAUCCACGGGUCCUUGAUCAUUCUCUAUAUCGUGGCAGCGGUGUACCAGGCUGGGUCUGACAUGUCAGACCCUAAACAUCCCCAGCCAGGAGCCCCGUGGUACAUUGCGAAGAGUUGCAAUGUUGCCGCGAAAAAGUCCAAUGUUAGAUACUGCAUGCAAGCCAAAGCGCUGUUUGCUGUGACCAUCAUCAUGAUCAUCUACUAUGUAGUUCACCUUGGCCUCAACAUCCACUCCUGCUUCAUCACCCCCGAAGAACGAGAAGCGAUACUGGAGCAGAGAGAAGAGCGUCGCAUCGAGAAGGAAUUCGAAGAAGAGAUCAUCAAGUCUCCCAGUAUGAUUCCCAUGCCUCCUGGCUCAAUGCCUCGAGGACCAGGCAUGGUUCCCCGCAUCCCCGGGGUUCCACCCAUGGCGUUUGGGGGAAAUAUCUCACCCUUCGCACCCCGUACGCUGGCCUUCAACCGACUUGGCAAUAGCAGCACAGCCUCGGAUCUCCCACUGCGGGACAAAUCUCGCGUGCAGGCUCAAUCCCCGCCGCCGCAAUCGAAUGAAGUCAGCCCAGAGAGUUCGACGGGGUCGCCGGUGCACUUCCCGCCGCCGCCACCAAAGAAGACUGCUGAUGCCUGA